AUGUACCACGAGGUCCCACGCAUGGGACAGUGCAGGUAUAGUAAGAAGAUAUCUAGCUUCCAGGUCUUGGGUACAGUCCGCGAUCCCGCCAAGUACACCUCACCUCACAAGAACAUUACCUACCUUCCUCUCGAGGUCACCAGCAACGAAUCGAUACAGGAACUGUUCAAACGCGUUACCGAAAUCACUGGAGGCAAACUUGACAUACUAUACAACAAUGCUGGGCGCAACUAUGUCAUACCAGCGCUCGAUUACGACGAGGACGAAUUAAUGGAUCUUUUCCAGACGAACCUCUUCUCUGUGAUGAAGAUGUGCAGCACCUUCAUACCACUAUUGGUCGAAGCAAAGGGUACAAUUGCCCAAACUGGAUCUAUUGCUGGAAUCAUGCCUUACAUCUGGGGAGCUCCGUACAACGCGUCCAAAGCCGCAUUACAUGCCUACUCCGAUACAUUGCGCGUCGAGCUUGCACCCCUCGGCGUCCGUGUCAUCACUGUUGUGACUGGCGGAGUCAUAUCCAACAUUGCGCGCAAUGACCGAAAGCUUCCACUCGGCUCGUUGAUGGCACCGCUCGCAGCCGAGUAUGAAAGGAGAUUGAAGCAUAGCCAGGAGUUGGGCAUGAACACGAGACAGUAUGCAAGCAGUUGUGUUAAGCAGGUGAUUGCUGGUGAUGGACUGCUCAGCAAGAAGAGGUGGAUAUGGGAGGGAAAGAUGAGUUGGUUGGUAUGGUUUGCGUGGACAUUUUUGCCGACUUCAGUGCUUGAUUAUUACUUCACGUCACAGUUCAACCUGAACAAGCUGAGAGGAACUGUGGGACCAGAUAAGAAGGACAGAUAAGGAAGUAGCUUUGAUCCAACCGGUUAUGCGAUGAUCAAUUUGAGUCGCGUUGCAUUAUACGUCGAGACCCAGCUGUCAUUAAUACAUACUGCGUCAUGGAA
Pyrenophora tritici-repentis Pt-1C-BFP is the source of this 935-nucleotide messenger RNA. NCBI's taxonomy places the organism in Eukaryota, Fungi, Ascomycota, Dothideomycetes, Pleosporales, Pleosporaceae. The record is from RefSeq and is a predicted model, not a curated record.